Molecule: messenger RNA, 6076 nt
Organism: Eurytemora carolleeae
Lineage: Eukaryota; Metazoa; Arthropoda; Copepoda; Calanoida; Temoridae
Exons: 11
Coding region: 61-2499 (812 amino acids)
Biological process (GO): meiotic cell cycle; mRNA stabilization; male meiosis I
Cellular component (GO): nucleus; cytoplasm
Source: RefSeq, a predicted model, not a curated record
UAAGCAUGCUGAGAAACGUUUUUAUUAUUUCAGACAAACUUGUAUUGAGGUGAAUCCUACAUGAAGUAUCAGGCUUUGGUCUUUGAGCAGAAUGCUAGAAAUAGCUCACAGGAUUCUGAUUGUAAGAUGGAUGAGAGAGGUUUAAACUACAGUCUGGCCCAGUUGGGAAUUGGUCCUUGGUCCUCAGGACAGAUGGACCAUUCCCCCUGGACCACAGGACUUAAAGAUACCGAACCCGCGGACCAGGCCUGGUCUACCUCAAGCCUUGAUCCAUGGUCUCAGUCUCCGGAUAUAUUCUCCAGUAGGAGAUCUGAUCUUAUCUCCUGUAGACCGGAGGAAACGGCGAACCUGAAACCUGGGAGUUCUCCGGUUCAGGACUUGUUCAAUGAUACCUGGAGCAACGGGAGUUCAACCGAGUUCCAGCCGUGGAGAAAUGAAAAAGCUGGAGAUAUUUGGUUGGACGAAGAAAAGAGGGAGAGACAGGAGUCGGGACUAACAUCUGGAAGUUGUGGCAGCUGUGGUAGCUGUAUCAGUUGCAGCAGCUUCUCAGAUUCACCGGACUAUUUGGGAACAAUAAUUCAGGAGGGAGUGUUGAAGUGGGGUGACAGUGGAAGUGAAUCUGGAUCCAGGAAUGAUAAGCUUCUUGACUCCGACCAAUCCUCAUCCGAGAUUUGGGAUCAUUUUGCAGAUACUUGGUCACAGGAAGUGAACAAGAACAGGGUGUCUCAGUUCUCCCCUCAACCUUUACCUAAACCUUCGACUUGGAACCCCCCCCUGGAGUCGAGAGAUCUUCUCAACCCCCACCUGGAGUCAAACGAUCUAACCAACCAUGAGCCUGAAACCGUGUUUGAUCCUUUCCGUUUGAACCAACAACGUGUAUCCCCUGUGUUUGAUAAUAAUUAUUUUAACAAACAUUUCUUAAACGCCAAGCUGAUCAGCAACAUUGAUGUACAACAGAGACAGGGGUUCCAAGCGUAUACCUCUAACAAGAGGUGUGAAUUUGGAAGGAACGAAUUUAACGGAUUUGGUAGGGUAGAGGAGCAAAAUGUAUGCAAUAGAGGAUUGGAAAACAGCCGUUUCAAUGCUGGAGAUAACAUUGGGUUUUCAGAAGAGAAAGAGAUGUUUGUUGCUCGUCAGUUGGCUGGUCUUAGCUCUCCGAUAGCUGGUAGGUUUGAGGAUCAGCAGGUUGUCUACAGAAACCCUAAUACUAGUUUUGAAACCCAAGAAGGUGUUAUCAGAAACCCUGCUAAUAGAUGCGGGAACCAAAGCGGUGUCUACAGAAACCCGAAUACCAGUUUUGAUACUAGAGGUUCCGUGCUAAGACCCUCGUCUGUUGUGAGCAUGUAUGGUGAGAAAGUUGGACUACUUCAGGACGGAGCUGGUAGGGCUAAAUCCUGGGAGGAGGAACCAGGGUUUGGAAAUAUUCAAGGUGGGAUGAAUGAGAUGUUCUCUUCUCAGUUCCUGGACUCUAGAGCCUCUGAACAACGGAACACGAUUGAUAAUAGUUUAACCAACCUCAUGAACUUGAUGAGCAUAAUGGAUAGUCAGGAGAAGAAUAACAUCCUACCGCCAAGCUUUAUGGAGCCGCCACAAAUGCAUCUGCCGCCACUAGGACGGGCUAUUACAGGCGCCAAGCUUACUCCCAGCUAUCCGCCUCCAAACAUCAGCUCUUUCGGAAAUAUCUACGAUGAAACUCCUUUCUUUAAAGAUCUAGCAAUGCCUUUCCCGAUUAAUUUCAAGGUUCCGCCUCCUUCUCAUCCUCCAGCCGUACCACACCCUUCUAUGGUUCCGCCCCCGACCUUCUCCAUCCCGCCCCCCGUCCCAAUCAUCAACUAUCCGCCGCCGAACCAUCUGCCGUCACGUCCAAACCUCGCCAUAGAGUUACAUAUGCGCCUUGAGGAGGCGUAUGAGCAGUUUCGAUCGGUUGAGAAGGAACGUAAGAAAACUGAAGCUGCGCUAGCUCGUCAGUUUCCUGGACGAAAGGUUUCCAGCAGCAACUCCAUCUCAAUCCCUGGUCUGCUUUACAAUCCUACAAGGGUGGACAAGUUAGUGGUAGAUAACCAGAGGGAACAUGCUAAAGUUGCAACACUAGUCGUGCGAAUGGAGAAACUGCGAGGUGGUGUAAGGUUUGGAGAGGGAGUUAACACUAAUCUCCAGGCUUGGUAUAAGGCAGCAGUAAGGGUACAGGAUUUGCGCAGAAAGGAAGUGGAAGCGCAGUCGCCCUACAACCGGGACGACAGGGCGCUUGCGUUCAGUCUAGGGUCUCUUGCUCAGGCAACACGCGGAGCUCGAACUGCACUGUGGAGUGCACUCCAAGCAACUGCGCUUAUGGAGGUCGAUCAUGAAGUUGCUUUGGGAGAGAAGGAGCCCAAGGACGCCAGAGCAUUGGAAAAUAUGUUUAUUGACAAGGGGGAGAAAGAAGAUGAGGAAGGAGGAAAGGAAAAAUCUGAAAUAAAGAAUGAAGAUGAAAAGGUGGAGAAGGAGGAAAACAAAAAGUAGAAGGAGAAGGGCUUGAGUUGACUGUUCUGACUGAUAGAUUCCUUUUCUACCCGUUGUAUUGGGCAUUAUAUAUAGAUCUGUACUAGUCGCCACAUUCUUUUACCAGUGUUUUAAAUUCUAAGUUCCCUGAAAGGGUAAAAUCAGAGAAACGGACCUAUUUAGAGGACCUUGUAAAUUUGUAGCUUGUUGAAUGUCCAUUUGUAGACACACUUUUUCGCUGUUUUUUCGCCGUUUGCUCAAAUUUAGUGACCUAAUUAUAAUGUUGAUGUAACCUUUACUAAAAAUCACUUGUAAACUUGUUAUCUAUAUAUCUAUCCUCUUUGGGGACAUUACUAUAUAUAUAUUUAUACAAAUAUUCACUUAUAAAUAGCCCAGACAAACGGGUGCAUGUUAUAAUCACGUUUUUUACCAUUUUUAAUCUCUUCGUCGAUAUGUAAUUCAUUUAGAAUCUGUAAAUUUUCCUGUGAGAUGUUUUAUUGUAAGCUGGGUUUGUAUCCUGGAUCCCCCCCCCCCCUCCCCGUUGUAUUGGCUCUAUAAACCCAAGUGAAAAGUUACCCCACCAAAGCAGUCUUUAUUAAACCAUUAUCAAUGUUUUAUUCACAUUUCUAGCUCAUGUUGAAUGUUAGUAGCUAAUAUCCUGACUAAUUCAUCAAGCAUAGUCCCUUUAAAUAUUGGGGAUUAAUCCAUCAAAAGUUUUGAAAUUAAUUGAGCUUAUUUCUUUCUCUGUUCUCCCGAUUAGACUGAAUCGAAUCGUUUAUGCAAAAGAAAAAAAUAAUAUGAUAAUAUUUAUUGUUUUGAAUUAAUUACCCAUUAAAUCUGAGCUUUUAAAUUUGAGACUUAAAAAUAUGGCUUGAAAAUUUCUGCGGAGCUGGUUUUAGUCGCAAAUUGAAACCCUUCCUUCAAUGUUCCGGGGGUUAAUUUUUUCCUGAUAUACUAAUUGAGAUGAUGAUUCACAUAUUUCGUAAAAUAUGUUGUCCGCUUGUUCUUUGUACAUAACACAGUAAAAAGCAUUCAUUUAAGAGCAAGGGGAAAAAUGUUUAACAAUAAAAAUCCUCAAAAUUGAAAUAUUGUCAACUUCCUACAAAAAAAAAAUCAAUUAACCCUGUCACGAUUGGGGGUGGUUAUUUCUCCAUAACUUAACUGCUUGCAGUAGAGCGCUGCAAUUUCAAAAUUGGAGCACAUGUUUUUGUACAAAAAAUGUUUUUUUUAAUGCAAUAUCAAGGAUACCCCCCCCCCAUCUUAGACAAAAAGAGUGCAUAUAAACUGUAAAAAAUCUAAAAUGUUCAUCUCGGAAUCUUGGGACAUGGUUUCAUUUCCCGGAUAAAACCAGCUCUAUAGCAAGUGUUGUAUUCUACCAACCCCGAGCUUCAGAAAAUAUCAAUUUAGCAUGAACUAUUUUUACCAUCCAUGUUCCUGAGCUCCAAUCCUUUUUUAAUUGUAAAAUUAUUGAUCUUUAAACUUUUUAAACAUGAUCUUUAUAGUCGAAAUUGAUCUUAACUAGCUGUUUAAUUAAAACCUUUAAAAUUGAUCUUUCAACGUUAUGCGCUACCAUAAUCAAACUGUUUUAACCCUUUAAACCAAUUAAUGUAGCACUGACUAGUUAUAUUAAAGGGACUGUAAGCGUAACUUGAAGUGGCACUCGAUGCAACGAAAGCAAUGCCCGGUUUACAGUAAUGCUAAUAAAAUGUUUUCUGAUAAAAAAUUGUGGCACAUACCGGUAUUUUUCUUACUCAAAUGGUUAUGUUCUGUGAAUUUCCCCAUUCUUAUAAGAAGUUUUUUUUAGCAAGAAAUUUGCAAGUCACUUGAAGAGAACCCACAAAUGAAAAUAAACAAAAAUUUGAUACUUCAGACAACGCUUUUAAGGGAACCGCUGUUAAUCUUUGCAUAGAGGGUCACUUGAGCUUACGCGUACAGUACCUUUUAACCCUUUAGACCUGAAUGUUUCUAAUUGACUAACCUUGAAACUAGAUCUUUCUCAAGUGUUAUCUUACCUUUUAAACCUUAAUCUUUGUUAAAUAUUGGUAUAUUAUAUUAUCUUGCUGUAUGCUUCGUGUAUGAACCCUGAUUGGACCUCGACAAUGUUUGGCUGUGUGACUUGAUUCUAGUGUAGGCUUUGCAUUUCAUGCACAUGACAUGAUUUUGAUUUUUCACUUUUUAAAUUUAUGCAUAUAAACCAUAUAUAAAUAUAUAUCUAUACCAGGCCUUAAAUAUGCUUUUAUCCAGGGUAUGGUUUUCGUAUUUUCUAAUUUUGAAAAUAAAUUUCAAAUUUUAUCGCCCUGUGUCAUUCUGAAAUACUGUUAGAUAAUCGCUAGAAAAUAAUAAUGGACGCUCGACCAAAAUAAUGUCUUUUUAACGUUUGCCCUUUUUCCACCAAUCUUGAUACUUUUAGAUGUUCUCUUUUCUCAUAUGUUUAUUGAAAAUAUUAUUAAUGCUAAAACCAGCUUAAACAUCUGACAGUUGUACUGUCUUCAAAAUAGUGAAUAUUCAUGAUGUAUAUAUGCAUGUACAUUGUACAGUGUAUGUAGUAAGUACCCUUGUACAACAGUGUACAGUGUACACUUAUUCUUGUUUUUUUUUGCAUUUAGCGUGUUAUUUGUUCACUUUUAACAUUGUAUUGAUGUGAGGUAAACAUUAUCAAUUCCAUUUCAACAUCUUCAAUUAACUCCUCUUUGUCCUUUUUGCGCUACGACAUUUUUGCUCCAAGCCAUAUGCCAUUUUUAUUAAAAGCUUUAUUUUAAGUACACAACUUUUCUAGUCGCUGGACUUGACCCCUAGCCGGAGAGUUUGACCCCUCCAGUAACUUUCAACGCAGUAGAAGGUCUCACUUAGCCCUGAAUAAUGGGUUAGAACCUUACGAGAUAUUAAUUCUUAUUAAAAAAAUGUCUUAUAUAGCAAAGAAGCGUUUUCUGGGUGGUUAUACCAUUGGACACUAUACAAAAUUUUAUCACUUUUGUAUAUGUCGUAGCGCAUUUUAUCCUAUUUAUUCCUCGACUAUUUUCUCAAAUAGUAAAGUUAUUCUCCAUCUGUUUCUUCUUAUUAAAACCAACUUUUAACGAUGAAAAUUUCCUUUCUACAAAAUUCUUAAAUUUAUUAUUUUGUAUCUGAUGACCAUGAUUACUUUUUAUUUUCUUAUCAGCACAUUUGAUAUUUUUAAUCCUUUCUUUUAAUAAUAUUUUAAUCCUCUACCUGAGAAAGUUUCCCAAGUGGCAUCUUUCGAAAUAUACAAUUUCCCAAGAGGUAACAUUCCUAGUCUGUCCAGGUGCAGCUCUUGGCCUCCAAGCUUUGGAAAUUAUUGCACAUUUGUGAAGUCGUAUUUGAGAAAAUUUAAUGUUUACCCCAUUCUCCUCUUUACAGUUUUGAUGCGAAGAUGAAAUACUUCUUCACGCUGUUAAACAAACGAUGUACUUGUAUACUAUGCAUGCUCUGUAAGUUAAACUAUGAUUCAUGUACAUCUCAUAUAAUGUGCUGCAGUUACGUACUUUUGUACUGUUUACUAUAUGUACAGAGUACUAUUUGUGCUAUGUUGUGUAAUCACAUGAAUGUAUUAAAUUAUGUAUUAAGAAUGUUUAUUGUUAAU